AUGGAGACGCACGUCGCGGCGAUCCACGCAUCGCUCGACCAGCUGCAUGCGCUGCAUGCGCGUACCGCCGAGUCGUCGAGACGGCGUCCCUACUUUACCAACGCCGUGCUGAACCCCGCGCACGUGGACAUCCUCGAGCUGAUCCGCGAUGCCGACGCAUUCGAGGCCUCCCUGUUUGUGGCGCCCGCCAAAGGCGAGCGCACCAGCGCGCCCGAGGCGCCCAAGCCGGCACUGCGCCCUGUGCCGGUGCCGUCGCCGCUGAAACAUCCGCGCACCGAGCCGUGCGACGCACGCACCUACCUGCUCGCCGCCGAGAAACUCCUGCAGAACUACCACAACGCACCGCGCGCCCGCAAGCACAUUCGCAUGCUGCUCCGGCGCGAGGGCGAGCUGCAGCGCCACAUAACGCGGUACCAGGCUACCAUCGAGCAGGCAAGCAAGGCGCAGGCGCAGCAGGCGUCCGCAGGGCCGGCCGCGGCGCCGUCGCCGACGCGUGCGCCGACCGUCGAUGCCGCCAAGCUGCAGCGCGUCAAGGACGAGAUCCAGCGCGAGCGGAUGGAGAUCCUCGCGCUAGAGUCCCUGCUGGGCGAGUACGAGUCGAGCGCGCCGCCUAGCAGGCCAGCCUCGGCGGCAGCCAGUCCAGCGCGAGCGCCUGCGACGCCCGCCAAGCCCGCGCCGACGCCGACCAAAGCGAGCACCGAGGCGCGGCACCGCACGCCUGGCAUGUCGGCGACGCCGCGCCGCGCCCUCGCCGGCAGCGUAUCGCGUGCGGAGACGCCCAAGACGACGCCGCGCCGCGCCGCGCUGAGUGCAAGCACAUCAUCAGCGGCCCGCGCAUCGCCUGCCACACCACGGCGCGCAUCGCCCGUGCGCGCGUCGCCUGCGCCGUCACAGACGACGCCGCGCCGCACGCCCGGCUCGCGUCCCCUCGCGCACUCGGUCAGCGGCACGCCGACGCAGAGCGGCACGCCGCGCCGCGCCCUCGCGCGCCCACCGCCCAGUGGCGCGGCGCUCGUGCCGAUGGGCACGGUGCCGCCUGCGACCGAGGCGCUGGAGCGCAUGGCCGCGCAGGUCUGGGAGCGGUUUGGCGAGGUCCUGCGGUAUGCGCGCCCGGGAUGUGCGGCCGCCCCCUUUCCCGACACGUUCCAGGCCCUGCGCCAGGUCGAGCAGGGCGUGCCGCGGGACGAGGGUGCGCCGGCGACGUACGGCAAGGCGCCGAACCCGAGUGGCCCCCUGAGCUGCGCUGGUGCAGCAGGUCGGCCUCGAUCCGACGGACAUUGA
Molecule: messenger RNA, 1281 nt
Organism: Malassezia sympodialis ATCC 42132
Lineage: Eukaryota; Fungi; Basidiomycota; Malasseziomycetes; Malasseziales; Malasseziaceae
Exons: 2
Coding region: 1-1281 (426 amino acids)
Source: RefSeq, a predicted model, not a curated record